Molecule: messenger RNA, 1963 nt
Organism: Adineta steineri
Lineage: Eukaryota; Metazoa; Rotifera; Eurotatoria; Adinetida; Adinetidae
Source: the annotation of a GenBank genome assembly
AUUACCAUAUCGUAUCAAAAUUAAUGCAAAUGAAAGUUUUAUUAACCUGGUGCAGCAAAUUUGUCAAAUAGAUAUGGACAUUCGCAAUCACUGUCAACUGCCUUAUCAACAGAUCAUCAGGGGUAAUAGCGAGUUAUGUUCAAGCAAGAUUCCAUUACAUUUUCAAUAUGAAGAGAUUCAUUCUUGUUCAACUAGUGGAAUAAAAUCGAUAGCCAAGACAAACGAUGCGACAUUAAGUUUAUAUACUGAACAACCUUGGCUACAUGACAAUGGUAUUGCUUCUCAUGAUAUGAAUUUAAGAAUGAUUCAUAAUCAGUCUAGCCGAACGACCUGUUGUCUUUUUGAAUGUAGCGCUGAUUGUUAUGAUGAAGUGACGGUGUCCAACAUUGGUCGAUAUUUUCAGAAUCUACUUUCACAUAUCUUCACUGAAAAUACGAAAACCAUUGGAUUCGACCCAGUUUUUGAAAAAAUCGGCAAUCUUUCUCUUUUACCAAUGAACGUUGAAAAUUUAUCAAACGUCAUCGAAUCACUACAAUAUUUCUCCGAAAUAAAACCAGCUUCAUAUGCUCAACACCAAAUAUGGCAUGAUGAAGAGCAUCGUUUGCAUUUGGAUGGACCACAAUUGGCAAUAUACAAUAUGGUAUUCUGCUAUCGUCUUUCAGCUAAUCAUACCUUGUCUGUUCAGCAGCUUCGUUAUGCACUCCAUCUUGUUGUUGACAAACAUCAAUCUCUAAGAACAUCAUUUGUUUUUGAUACUACAAAAAACAUUCUCACUCAACGAAUUGUUGACCAACAAAAUAAUGAACACAAUCGGUUUUCUAUAGUCGAAAGUAUUUAUGAAACAGAUGAACAAUUGGAUGAAAUUAUGUACAAUGAGACACAUAAUCUUCAUGUUUUUGAUCUUACUCAGGGUCUUGUCUUCCGAUGUCAUAUUGUUCGUUAUAAACAGCGUCUCCUAGAUCAACAUCCACGUGCUUCCAAAUCUGCAUUUCCUGAUGUCUCAUUUGAAUUUUUCUCAUCUAUGACAAUAAAUGACAACAACAUCAUCAUGAUUGGUAAUAGUCAACUUUCUUCGGUCACGUCUCCAAUAAAUAUAAAUGAGAAGGAGACCAGAAAUCAACUCGACGAUUUUUCCCUUCUCAUUCAACAUGAUCUUAACACUAAUCGAUUUGCAUGUAUAAUCAAUGCAUCACUUGACUUAUUCAAUAGAGAGACAGUAAAGAAGAUUUCACAACGAUUUCAUUUCAUGUUUCAUCAAUUAUCUACAUCUGUUAUCGACGGUCAAAUAAGCAAACCUAUCUAUGAAUUAUCAUUAAUAUUAUCAAAUGAGCAAUAUGUAAUGCAAUCAAUGGAUAAUACACAAAAAUCAUUUCCUUCGAUCACUUGUAUUCAUCAUGAAUUUGUUUAUAAAGUCAUGCAACAGCCACAGAAACUAGCUGUUGAAUUCGAUAAUCAAUCUCUUACAUAUACUGAACUGUUAUAUUAUGCACAAGUUUUAUCUUCACAUCUUGUGAAAAGACAUCUUAUCGUUCCAGGUGAAAUUAUCUGUCAAUGUGUAGAGAGAAGCUUAUCGAUGAUUAUUGGUAUAAUGGCUAUUGAAAUGAGUGGAAGUGUAUAUUGUCCAUUGUCACCUAGAGAUCCACAAAAUCGUUUGUAUACACUUAUAGAACAAACUCAAAGUCGUAUUGUUCUUAUUCAUUGGUUGACAAGAGCGAAAUUUCAUGAUAACGAUAUUGUUUUGAUUGAUAUUGAUUCGAUAUUGGCAAAUCAUGACUCAAAGGGUGAUGCUGAUAUUGAUCGACUAUCCGAUGUCAGAGUGACAUCCAAUGAUACUGCUUAUCUCAUUUUCACAAGUGGUUCAACUGGCAUACCCAAAGCAGUACGUGUAUUAAAUUUAAAUAAUACAGAACAGUACUAUAUUCUGUUUGGUUCAAUAAUUUCAGGUUCAAUUGCGCCAUCGUAA